AGAUCGUUUCAGAUCCCACACUCGGCACCAGCAUCGGCCCUCGGCCUCACACACCCACAUUUCUGGAAUACUGCAACCCACAGUAAUGCCAAAGCCUAGUAAGUACGCCUUUGUGACAUUCCCCGCUCUGCACUGUCAUGAGAACGUCUGCCGAGUACACCCACAUCUCCUAUAUCAACUCCUACCCCCACACUUCCUCUUUCGUCAUUUCAAACGUCAAUUUCUAUCAUGUACUACGAGACAAUACUGACUGUCCCUCAAGCGGACGCUCUCUUCACUCCUCCCUCUUCCUACUCUCCUCAGAAGCCGAUUGCAAGGCUGGACCUUGGCUUCGACUCUCCCUCUGACGACGUGCUAGACGCUGAUAUCUUCAACAUGACUGGCACAGGAUCACCUCAACCAUACAUUAAAGAAGAGGUCGACGAAAUGUCGUUCAACAACCGCUUUUUGGGGCACAACGGCCUCGACAUGAACCACCAAUACGCUAACGCCCAGUUUUCUGGACAUGAAAACGCCAAUGGCAUCAACCCCUCCGAGCUCAACAUGAGCGGGAGCAUGAUGGGCAACCACUUUGGUACCAACAGUUACACGCAAGGCGGAGCUGGUAUUGCCGACGACGAGCUUGCUGAAUCUCUGGGCACUUUCGACCAGCAACCAGGCUUCAACAACUUUGCACAGGAGCAGGUUGGCCAGCAAGACUACUAUCACAACCACACCAACAACACAAGCAUGAACCAGAUCUAUUCCAACACACCGGACGACCUACCCAUUCACAGCCCCUUCAACCAUCCUGGCAACUUUGACUUCAACCAGUACCAAUCAGUACCCCAGAGGAUGAACUUCCCUGGCAGCAUGCCGAGUGGAUCCAUGCGUCAGCGAAUCACCAUGAGCCGGACUGGUAGUGACAGCCGCGCUCCCAUGUCACCCAAGACCCCUGCCAUGGCCGGUCUCCACCUCGGCACUCCAGACUCUGGUAACUUCACUCAGCCAAUCAUGACCAACAUGCAUCGUCACCAGAAGAGCGUAUCUAGCCAGUGGGAUGGCACUCCUGGGAGUGCGCAUUCAUGGAUCGACUCACCAACGGCAUCGCCCCACACUGGUGGUCUGCACCACCAGCAGAUCACCGAUGUCUUGCACUCGGGCAAGCACAACUCACUCCCCGCCAAGGUCGACAUUGGCCAGAACGCGGACGCAAAGAAGCGCCGACGUCGGGAGUCUCACAACUUGGUCGAGCGUCGACGACGCGACAAUAUCAAUGAGCGUAUUCACGACUUGUCCAGACUCGUACCCCAGCACCGUCUCGAGGACGAGAAGAUCCGCAAGCACAUCAACAACAAUGGACCCCUGUCACCUACUAUGGGAGCCAGCGGUAUGUCGCCUCCACAAGCAACGUCACUUCUUGCUGGUGGCCAAGGAAGGCGGGCUGCUGGCAACAUUACACAAGGACUGCCAAUCGAGGAGAAGGACAAGGGACCAAACAAAGGAGACAUUCUCAACGGCGCUGUUAGCUGGACUCGCGACCUCAUGUGGAUGCUGUCCAAGAAGAUACAGGAGUGUGACGAGCUAGCCGCACGACUCCAACAAGCCACUGGCGAAGAGUGGGUCACUGAGCAGACGGAAGACGAGAAGCGCAUGAAGACGGAAAUCCUCGAAGCUCUUGAGAAGAAUGGCUCUGGUACCUUCCGAUACUCGCGAGGGCCAGGUUCCGGACUCCGAGUACCCAAGCACACCAACUUGGCCGGUGAGCCCCUUAGCGGCGUAUCUCCACAAAGCCUGAGUCCAGGCAUGCAGAGCACCGGUAGCGGUUCUGGAUCCAACCAGCCACAGUACUGGACCAGCCUAAAAGAAGAGGAUGAAUACGGCAUGGACAUGGGCUGA
Molecule: messenger RNA, 1878 nt
Organism: Alternaria alternata
Lineage: Eukaryota; Fungi; Ascomycota; Dothideomycetes; Pleosporales; Pleosporaceae
Exons: 1
Coding region: 229-1878 (549 amino acids)
Biological process (GO): regulation of transcription by RNA polymerase II
Molecular function (GO): DNA-binding transcription factor activity, RNA polymerase II-specific; RNA polymerase II cis-regulatory region sequence-specific DNA binding; protein dimerization activity
Source: RefSeq, a predicted model, not a curated record